CUCGGGGUGUGUACAUACAUACCUUGUCAUUGAAUGUUUGGAUCUUCUUCUUGGGUUUAUGUUCUUAAAAGGGUUCAUGAAUUUUGUUACUGAGGUGUUAGUCGAAAAUUUAUGUGUUUUUUCUGGAUUCAGUGGCAUCGUAUUAUAUUUAGUGUUCUUAGGAACUUGCAGGUGUUUAAUUUUGUUUAAUGAAUGGAAGUGAUUGAUAAUGAAGCUUUCCUUGUUAAAAUGUCUCUGGUUUGUCUUUCUAACGAUCCUAUGAAAAUCUUGGUAGAGACCAGGAGAAUAUAAACAGAGGAAGUUCAUCUUAUAGAUUCUGUAUUAGGGAGAGCAGUGCAUGAUAUGGAUGACUUCUUGGAUCACCUUUUAUAUUCCUCAUCUUGGCCAGAUGAAGAUGUGAAGGAAAGAUCGCCUUGGGUUUGUAGUGAAUCUGUUCGACCAAAUGGAAUGGCUUUAAAUUCAGUUGGAGUUGAUGAAGAUGAUAACAAUUCACCUAAAAGUAUGAUUAAUUCAAACCACAGUACAGGAAGCAUGGCUGCUCAGGAUGCUUCAUCGGCUGUUCUUGGUUCAGAGUCAGAUCAGUAUGGUAUCGACAAGGGUUUGCAAUAUUCAGCAGAAGCUCAAUUCCAAGAUGAUGGCCAAAAUUGCUAUACCAACACCACAAACGGAGCAUUACAUGGUAGCUUAGAAGUUGGAACUCUUGGCAGGCAAUACAAAAUGGGCAUUCCAAAACCAAGCUCACCGAAUCAUGGUUUGCCCGAGAAUAUGCCGAGGCCAUCUAUUCCCUGCACUGGUCCAGGAUUCUUCCAAUGGGAUAAUGCUGUACCACAACCUUGUUUUCAAAGAUUUCACAAAGAUUUUCGAACCACCCUUUGUCCAAUUCCACUUGGCCCUGUUCCAUCUUAUGUGGGUAUGUCUUCCAUGCCACUUAGUAUGGGGCAAGAUAGAAAUAUUGGAGGAUUUGGUCUGCCUGGAGGUUAUGUUGAUAAUAAUUUGUUUGUCAUGGAAGGCAAUUCUAGGAACUUGUCUCAGUCAGUCACCUCAAAGGUUAAACAUGACCUGCAUAAUUAUACUAUACCUGCUUUUGCUUCUGGUCCCCAAACUACGUUGGAAACGGCUGGAAUAAUGCAGUCUGUACCACAGACUGCUUUAUCUGCUUCCCCUGGUGAAUGCAAUGGAAGUGGGAAGCCUCGAGUGAGAGCACGGCGAGGCCAGGCCACUGAUCCACACAGUAUUGCUGAAAGGGUUCGAAGGGAGAAAAUAGCUGAAAGGAUGAAAAAUUUGCAAGAACUUGUACCAAAUUCCAAUAAGACUGACAAGGCAUCCAUGCUUGAUGAGAUCAUUGAAUAUGUUAAAUUUCUUCAGCUCCAAGUGAAGGUUCUAAGCAUGAGCAGGCUGGGGGCAGCAGGGGCAGUUGUCCCUCUCAUCACAGAUUGUCACGCUGAGGCUGCUAAUGGAUUAUCUCUAAUGCCAUCAUCUGGUCAAGUACUACCUGAUGUGCCACCUUCUGAUAAAACUUCAUUCGAACGAGAAGUGAUGAAGUUGAUGGAAUCCAACGUGAGAAUGGCCAUGCAGUAUCUCCAAAGCAAAGGUCUCUGUCUCAUGCCUAUUGCUCUUGCUUCUGCUAUAUCCAGUGGCCAAGAAUCAUCAUCCAGCCCCUUUUCUGAGAACUGGAAGACAAAAAAUCGCUUUGUUGAUUGUCUUGUUCAUAACAAAAAUAACAGCACAGGCCAUAGCUUAUCUGGUUCUGAGAUCCAUCAUAACUCCUCCAAUGGGAAUUAUGUGAUUGAUAAGCUCAACAGAGAUAGCAACAUGAUUAGCAAAUGCAAUGAGGCUGCCAUUAAACCACAGGAGAUGAACUACUCCUAUUGCACUGCCAGGGAAUUGAAACCGAAAAUAUAACUUAGACUCAUAUUUAUACCUGGCUCGAAUUUUUACUAGAACAAGGUAAGUUCUAUGGCAUUUACUAUUGGUAGUCUUUUUAGUUUUUCUUACUAAGGUGGUGGGGGAAAGAAAUUAGAAAAUUUGGUAAGUUAUGUAAAAAGAUUUAUGUACAUAUUUGAUUCAAAUUUGCUUACUUAAAUGCAUAUAUCAUUUUGUCUAUA
This is a messenger RNA of Ziziphus jujuba (common jujube), 2105 nucleotides long. RefSeq lists its product as uncharacterized. Gene Ontology annotation, biological process: regulation of transcription by RNA polymerase II. The record is from RefSeq and is a predicted model, not a curated record. Gene Ontology annotation, cellular component: nucleus. Lineage: Eukaryota; Viridiplantae; Streptophyta; Magnoliopsida; Rosales; Rhamnaceae. The coding region runs from base 343 to 1902 and encodes 519 amino acids. The transcript has 8 exons. Gene Ontology annotation, molecular function: DNA-binding transcription factor activity, RNA polymerase II-specific; RNA polymerase II cis-regulatory region sequence-specific DNA binding; protein dimerization activity.